AAGCAACCUCUGCUGGAGACUUUAGAGUUACAUCACGGCUACGAGGUCUUCUCUGGAAAACUCUAGUUUCAACCACAUAUCGAACUAAAGAUAUUUGGUCUAAGUACCUAAGAUAACUUUUAUAUUUUCGGUAAGGGGAUAUAUCGCGACAAUGACUAGCAAUAAACCCACCGUUCGGUUUACGAUUCCAACGGUCGAUAUAUCCCCAUUCCUUGAAGACCCGACUUCAGCAGAUGCUGCUGAAGUCGUUGAGAAUGUGCGGCAGGCCUGUGUUACAAGUGGCUUCUUCCAGAUCGUUAACCACGGCGUGCCUAAAGAGCUAAGAGACGCUGUCUUCAAGGCUGCAGAGACUUUUUUCGCUAUUCCGCUAGAGGAGAAGAAAAAGAUACGACCUCUAGUUUUAAAGAACAGGGGUUAUGAGUUAAUCGGCGCCCAGGCAUUACAAGAAGAUACUCUUCCCGAUAUUAAAGAGGGUUUCUCCAUCGGGCAACAUAUUGCUAGCGAUGAUCCACGGGCACAAGCGCAUCCAUACUUGAUUGGCCCGAACAUAUUCCCAGAAGGACUCCCCGACGAAGCGUUAAAAAUCCCCACGGAAACCUACUACUCCGUCGUCUUCGAGUUGUCGUGUAAGGUUAUGGAAAUUCUCGCUCGGGGCCUACCCUAUGGCGAUGACGUUUUUGUACCGUUCAUCUCGAACGAUCCGGUUUGCGCCCUCCGGCUAUUACACUACCCGCCGCAGAAUUCAACGGAUGAGCGUCAGCUCGGAGCUGGAGCGCAUACGGAUUUUGGCGCAAUUACACUCUUGCUACAAGACGGCUCCGGUGACCUCGAGGUCCUAGACCAUUCUACCAAUACGUGGAUUGGCGUGGACCCCAACCCGGAUGCUUAUGUGGUCAACAUCGGCGACAUGCUAUCGCUAUGGACUAAGAAUAUGUACAAGAGCACUGUGCACCGUGUUGUUAAUCGUAGCGGCAAGGACCGGUAUUCGGCACCGUUCUUCUUUGACGGCAAUACUGAUGUUGAGCUAAGCCCCUUUGAUGGGAGCGAGCCUACUACUGUUGGUGCUGAUGGUAAGGCCCUGACGGCUGAGGAGCAUAUGCUUGAAAGGUACGGGACUACGUAUGGACGAGUAGCAAAGGGAGCUACGGUUGUUAUUUAGGAGGGUUGCUGUGGAAGAUUGUGUGCUGCCACGUAAUUGAAAAGAGGUACUGGGAAGAGAGGGAGGAUAUUUACUUUCUUAAGCAUGAAUUUCAGUCUUUGUCAUAUUUGGUGAAUGACUGUGCUUAGUAAUACAGUACGCGCAGAUAACUACCUAGGUAACCUUGAUAGCUGAGGUAAUAUGACGGACCUGUGCAUACUCAUAUUACCUACCUAAAUAUCAUGCACAACAAAUUUUAAGUUUGCUGGGGACAGGGAUAAAGACGCAUACACAUACGCUUUAAAGCAUAUAUACAAAUUCUCGGGUUUCGUCCUUGUCGACCCU
Molecule: messenger RNA, 1483 nt
Organism: Daldinia decipiens
Lineage: Eukaryota; Fungi; Ascomycota; Sordariomycetes; Xylariales; Hypoxylaceae
Product: Clavaminate synthase-like protein
Exons: 5
Coding region: 152-1159 (335 amino acids)
Molecular function (GO): dioxygenase activity
Source: RefSeq, a predicted model, not a curated record